Molecule: messenger RNA, 735 nt
Organism: Lasiosphaeria miniovina
Lineage: Eukaryota; Fungi; Ascomycota; Sordariomycetes; Sordariales; Lasiosphaeriaceae
Product: Isochorismatase-like protein
Exons: 5
Coding region: 1-735 (244 amino acids)
Source: RefSeq, a predicted model, not a curated record
AUGAAGCUCGGUGCCAACGUAAUCUCUGUUGCCGCCAUCAUGGCGAGCACUGCCGUGGCUGCUCUCGGCGAGAGCGUCCCAUGGGAAAGACUGGACAAGAACGACUCGCUGCUGGUCAUUGUCGACCUGCAAGAGGGCCUGUACAACCUGGCUCGCGACUGGGACCCCACUCUCUACAGGCAGAAUCUACUAGCCUACGCCAGCCUUGCGACGGUAUUUCCCAUGCCCGUGAUUUUGACGACGUCAGCCGAGACUGGCCCCAACGGUCCCUUGCCGCAGGAGAUCCAGGAUUGGUAUCCCACGGCCCCUUUCAUCAAACGCCUGGGCGAGGUCGACGCGUGGGACAACUCGGAUUUCCGGGCCGCCGUCCGCGCCUCCAACAAGUCCCAGAUCAUAAUAGGAGGGAUUGUGACUGACGUUUGCACGGCCUUCCUCGCGCGGUCUCUACGGGCCGAAGGCUACUCAGUCUGGGCCGUGCUCGAGGCCAGCGGCACGACGUCGGCCGAGGUGCGCGACAUUGCCAACGCCGGGAUGCUGAGGGCCGGCGUCAACGUGGUCUCGCUCUUCUACGUCGUGUGCGACCUGAUGCGCGACUGGCGCAACACCCCGGGCGCCGUCCAAGUCUUCCCCUGGCUGGACAAGUGGAUGCCCGUCUACGGUCAGACAGCGCGCAGCCACAAGUUCGCCGUCCAGAAUGGAACCGUUCUAGCUGGCGAGAACUUGCUGCCCAUCUAA